This is a messenger RNA of Poeciliopsis prolifica (blackstripe livebearer), 7920 nucleotides long. It is a transcript of the gene itsn2b, whose product is annotated as intersectin 2b. Gene Ontology annotation, biological process: intracellular signal transduction; positive regulation of Rho protein signal transduction. Bases 278 to 5743 code for a protein of 1821 amino acids. Gene Ontology annotation, molecular function: calcium ion binding; guanyl-nucleotide exchange factor activity; protein binding. NCBI's taxonomy places the organism in Eukaryota, Metazoa, Chordata, Actinopteri, Cyprinodontiformes, Poeciliidae. The transcript is spliced from 40 exons. The record is from RefSeq and is a predicted model, not a curated record.
UGCCUCCGGUGAACACUCGUCGUCAGCCAUGUUGUUGGUGUGACACACGGAGCUGUCAGCAACAGGUUCCCAGAGUUUACCAGCGUGGGUGAAACUCACCAGCCUCGACUCUCCGUGGACAAUAACCCCGACAGCGUGUUCGAGAAAGCGUCCUGAAGUGUUGGGGGAUACUUUUGAGGCGACUCGGAAGUUGGUGUUUUCUCUGGUUUGACCGUUGGAGAGAAAGAUGCCCAUGAGCGGUAGCUGAGGACACCAUUGGGAGUCCCCCCCUGCAAAUAUGAAUGGUGGUUCUGCUGUUUGGGCGAUCUCCCCAGAGGAGAGGGACAAACAUGACCAGAAGUUCGACACGCUCUCCCCGUCGAUGGGAAUCAUCUCAGGAGAACAAGCAAGAAAGUUCUUCCUCCAGUCAGGUCUCCCUCCCUCUGUACUGGCUGAGAUUUGGGCUCUGGCUGACUUGAAUCGGGAUGGGAAGAUGGACAGAUUGGAGUUUUCCAUCGCUAUGAAGCUCAUAAAGCUCAAACUUCAGGGCACACAGCUUCCAUCAACGCUGCCAAUCAUCAUGAAGCAGCCUCCAGUGUCGGCUCCCGCCUCAGCCAUGCCCAACCCGGCCUACGGUCUUGGUUCUGUGCCCAUGAUGGGAGGAUCAAACUUCGCCAUGUUGACCCCUCUCUCCAUGGCAUCCCCUGGACUCUCACCUUUGACACCAAUGACCGGCCUCAGCCCGAUGGUUCCUACGUCAGCAGGGAUGAACCCACUAAUCGCCUCCACCGCUACCAGGCCUCUGAUGCCCACGGUGGGGAACGCAGGACUGCCCAACGGCACCAUGGGAAUGCUCCAGCCAAUGCUUGCUGGAGGUUUGAACACUGGCUUGCCUCUUGGUGGAGCUUCCUAUGCCUCUCCAGGUGGACUCUCCUCUUCUCUGCUGGAUCUGGGAUCUGGAAGUGACUGGGCUGUGCCGCAUCCCUCCAGACUGAAGUACAGGCAGCACUUCAACAUCUUGGAUACACAGAUGGUUGGAUACCUUACAGGUCAACAGGUGAGAAGCGCCAUGGCAACUACGAUGCUGACACAGACGCAACUGGCCUCCAUCUGGACCUUGUCUGAUGUGAAUAAGGAUGGAAAGCUGAACGCGGAGGAGUUUGUUCUGGCUAUGCAUCUUGUCGACAUGGCAAAGAGCGGACAACCGCUGCCACUCACCCUGCCGACCGAGUUGGUACCGCCCUCACAGAGGAGUGCAAUGAAUGGCUCCAGCUCUAAUCUCUAUUCGGCGAUGAUUGACGACCUCGAUGCAGAACCGCCACAGAAACCCAAAACUAACCUGUCGUUUGAGGACAAGUUCAAAGCCAACAUAGAGCAGGGGAAUGCCGAGCUGGAGAAAAGACGACUGGCUCUGCUGGAGGCGGAGAGGAAGGAGCAGGAGAGGCGCGCUCAGAAAGAACGGGAGGAGCGCGAGAGGAAGGAGAGGGAGGCCCGCGAGGCGGAGGAGCGAAGGAGGAAGGAAGAGGAGCAAAGGCUGGAGCGACAGAGGGAACUGGAGAGACAGAGGGAGGAGGAGAGGCAGAGAGAGAUAGAGAGAAAAGAGGCGGCGCAGCGGGAGCUCGAGCGACAGAGGAAGGAGGAGCUUGAGAGGAGGAAGCGCGGCGAGCUAAAGAUGAAGAAGGAGCAGGAGCAGGAUGAGAUCAUCAAGCUGAAGGCCAAGAAGAGGAAUCUGGAGAUGGAGCUGGAAGCAGUGGGUAACAAACAGCGUCAGAUUUCUGACCGACUGCGGGACAUUCAGAACAACAAGAAACUCCAGAGGUCAGAGUUCGAUCUUCUAGAUCAGAAGAAAGACACACGGCAGCAGGAUCUGAACACACUGCAAAGACAGAUAGAGGAUUUUCAGAGGAAGUUGUCUCAGCUGACUCCAGAGAAGAAACGACUGGCAGAAAAACUCCAGAAUAUGUCUCUGAAUAACCUGCCUGCUUCAACCACGUCCAACCUAAAGAUGAGAGUCACAGAUAAAAGAGGGACAUGCAUGAAACUGAGAGACCAGCUGGAAGCUCUGGAGAGAGAAACGGCUGCCAAGCUGGCUCAGAUGGACCAGUACAACAAAGACAUGCAGGAUCUGAAGGAAAGCCAGAGAAACCAGCAGGUGGCUCUGGAGAAACUGCGCAGCGUCAAAGAGGAAAAGCGGCGCGAGUUGAUCCGAAGGAAGGAGCAGGAGGAGGAGAGGAAGCGACAAGAGGAGGAAACUCAAAGGCGAAUUAAACUGGAAAAGGAGCGCCAGUGGCAGGAGAAGCUGAAGAGGGAUGAAGAAGAACGUCAGAGGAGACUUGAGGAAGAAAGGGAGGCCAAAAAGAGGGAGGAAGAGGAGAGGGAGAGACAGGCUCUCCUCCAGGCUGCCAGGGAGCAGGCGGAGCGAGAGCUGAGAGCGAAGGAAGAGGCCGAACGGAAAAGGAGAGAAGAGGAGGAGAGGAAGAAAAGAGAAGAGGAGGAGCACCUGAGGCAGAUAGAGAGACGCAGGCAAGAGGAGGAGAGGAGGAAGUUAGAGGAGGAGAGGAGGAAACUAGAAGAAGAGAGAAAGCAGCUGGAGCAGGAGAGGAGGCAGGAAGAAAAGAGGAGAAAAGAAGAGGAGGAGAGGAAACGCAAGGAAGAGGAGGAACGAAGGAAGAGGGAGGAGGAUAAGAGGAGGCUGGAGGAGGCAAAGAAAGAGGAUGAGCGCCGGAGGGACAGGGAGGAAGAGCAGAGAAGGAGACAACGAGCAGCGGAGGCGGCGCUUCGAGACGCUGACGAGAGGAGAAAGAGAGAGCAGGAGGAGAAACGGAGGGAAGAAGAGGACAAGAGGAAGCUAGAGGAAGAGAGGAGAAGACUUCAACAGGAGGAAGACAGGAAGCGAAAGGAGGAAGAGGAGAGGAGAAAAGCGGAGCUGGAGGAGAAGAAGAAGAGGGAGGAGGGAUCCCGUAAGCAGCAGCCGAACGGAGGGAAGGUGGAUAUCCAGGAGAAGCUGACGUCUCUGCUGAGAGGCCUGGAGGAGAGAAAGGGUGGACAGCCGAAGGCCGCACAGCACAGGAAGUCUGCUGCCCUCACAUCAUACAAAGCACUUUACCCGUUCACCGCACGCAACAACGAAGAGCUCAGCUUUGAAGCUGACGACAUCAUCGAGGUGGACGAGACGACGGAGAAAGAGGAAGGCUGGCUGUACGGCAGCAAACAGGGGAAGAUGGGAUAUUUCCCAGAGAGCUACGUUGAAAAGGUCGGCCCGUCGGAUUCAGCUAAACUUGCCGCUGCCGCUCCUCAAGUGUCGAUCCAGGCACAGCUUUCCAACGCGCUGGAAGCUGCAAAGGGAUCAGGCACAAAGUCUGCCUUCACCCCGACGCAGUCUCCUCACCCAGCUCCUUCUGAGACGCACGGACAGCCGGUGGUGGGAAACGUUUUGGCUCAGGCGCUCUGCUCCUGGACGGCAAAGACAGACAACCACCUGAACUUCAACAAGGACGAUGUGAUUCAUGUGUUGGAGCAGCAGGAGAACUGGUGGCUGGGGGAGCUGAACGGCGAAAAGGGCUGGUUCCCCAAAACCUACGUGACAGUCCUGGGAGAAGAGGAUGGGUCAGAACCCAAGAGCUCUACCUCAGAUACAGUUGACACCCUUCAGCUUGAAGAGUAUGUGGCGCUGUACACGUACGAAUCUCCAGAGCCCGGUGAUUUAACGUUCUCAGAGGGCGACGUAAUCCUGGUGAGCCAGCGAGAAGGAGAGUGGUGGCGCGGUUCGACGGGCGAACACACGGGCGCCUUCCCCAGCAACUAUGUCAAACCCAAAGAGGCUGACACAUCAAGUGUAUCUGGAAAGAAAAAGCAAGAGAUCGCUCAGGUGACCAAAGCCUACAGCUCUGCUGGCCCGGAGCAGCUGAGUCUGGAAAGUGGUCAGCUUAUCCUCAUUUUCAGCAAGAACCCGUCUGGUUGGUGGCUCGGCGAACUUCAGGCGCGCGGCAAGAGACGUCAGAAAGGCUGGUUCCCUUCCGCUCAUGUCAAAAUAUUGGGCUCCAACAGCGGAAAAUCCACUCCUGCUCAGCAGCCUGUCUGCCAAGUGAUCGCCAUAUAUGACUACACAGCGGCCAACCAGGACGAGCUGAGCUUCUCUAAAGGACAACUGAUCAAUGUUUUAGACAAGAGCAACCCCGACUGGUGGAGGGGAGAGGUUAAUGGCGUCACCGGCUUGUUCCCCUUCAAUUACGUCCAGAUGACCACGGACAAUGAGCCCAGUCAAAAAUGGUGUUCAGACCCAACCAGCCUGGACUCUCUCAGCCCCCAGGAGAAGAAGAGGCAGGGCUACAUCCACGAACUGAUCGAGGCGGAGGAGAGAUAUGUGGAGGACCUGCAGGUUGUACUGGAUGUUUUCUACAAGCCGAUGUCUGAGUCGCGGCGGCUGAAUGAGGCAGAGAUGGCCAUGAUCUUCGUGAACUGGAGGGAGCUUCUGGCCUGCAACAGUAAACUUGUGAAGGCUCUCCAUGGUCGGAAGAAAAUCACGGGGGACAACAUGCCGGUUCAGAAGAUCGGAGACAUCCUGGCCUCUGAAUUGUCCCACAUGCAGCCCUACAUCAGCUUCUGUUCGUCCCAGUUCAACGGUGCCGCGCUGCUCCAGACCCGCACCGACAACGAGCCAGAAUUCAAGGCGUUCCUCAAGAAAAUCGCGACAGACUACAGGUGUAAAGGGAUGCCGCUGUCCAGCUUCCUGCUGAAGCCGAUGCAGCGGAUCACUCGCUACCCGCUGCACAUUAAAAACAUCCUGGAGUGCACAGCAGAGGGCCAUCCUGACCGUGGCCACCUGAAAGAGGCUCUGGAGAAAGCGGAGGAACUCUGUCAGCAGGUGAACGAAGGCGUCAGGGAGAAGGAGAACUCCGACAGGCUGGAGUGGAUCCAGAACCACGUACAAUGUGACGGCGUUAUGGAGCAUUUGGUGUUUAACUCUCUGACAAACUGUUUGGGCCCCAGAAAACUGCUGCACAGCGGAAAGAUGUACAAGGCAAAAAGCAACAAGGAGCUCUGGGCUUUCCUUUUCAACGACUUCCUGCUUUUAACUCAUGCUGCCAAACAGUUCACCUCUUCUGGGCCUGACAAGCUGUUCAGCAAGAGGAACCACGUCCAGCUCAAGAUGUACAAACCACCUGUUCUUCUGAACGAGGUUCUGGUGAAGCUUCCGGAUCCCUCCAGCGACGAGCCCAUCUUCCACAUCUCCCACAUCGACAAAGUCUACAUGCUGCGGACCGACAACAUCAACGAGCGGACUUCCUGGGUUCAGAAGAUAAAAGUGGCUUCUGAGGAGUUCAUCGAGACUGAGAAGAGGAAGAGGGAAAGGGUUUAUCAAGCUCGUUCUAUAAAGGGCACUGGCAUCGGCAGACUCCUCGUCACCAUCCUGGAAGCCACCGAGCUCAAAGCAGCAAAACCCAACGGUAAAAGCAACCCGUACUGCGAGGUGACCAUGGGCGCUCAGACGUUCACGUCCAGGACGAUCAACGACACCCUGAACCCAAAAUGGAGCUUCAACUGUCAGUUCCACAUCAGAGAUCUCUACCAAGACGUCCUCUGCAUCACUAUCUCUGAAAGAGACCAGUUUUCACCAGAUGGGUUCCUUGGGCGGACGGAGGUUCCUGUGGCAACCAUCAAGAAGGAGCUGGAGAACAAGGGACCGGUGAAUCGGCGUCUUCUUCUGCACGAAGUCCCGACCGGGGAGGUGUGGGUCCGACUCGACCUGCAGCUCUUCAAAUAGCAGAGGGACGCAAAGGAGAACUGUCCUUCUCAGAAACUUACCAAAGACGACAAGAAGCAGAAAAGCCCUGGACUGGUUCCUGUACAACGCCUUAAAAAUGCAAAACUAACCUGAACUAAUACCUCUGACGCUGCCGCCCAGUCCUCUGGAUCAGCCAUCAUCUGCAUCCAGGAGUGUUUGUUUCUACUUUACUUACUUGAUUAAGGAAAGCAAGAGUUUCUAUCCAACAAAUGCUUCUUAAUCAGAGGACAACCUUUUGUUUUAUUUUUUUAAACGGUUAAAUCAGUGAAAUUACCCGUCAUUUUUUUACUUCUCUGUUGCAAAAGUCGGGUUUUAUUCUCCCUUUGCCAAAUCUUCUCAUCCGAUUCCAGCCAUUGAGUUCAUGAUCAAGUGGUUUUAUUCCAGCUGUCAGGACACUAGUAUGUUAAAGUGUUAAUAUUUAUUUUUUUUGCGACUCACGCUGUUUGACUCGUUUUCAUCACAAGCGUCACAAACGAUGGACGACAGAUGACGGACGGCAGCGUGAAGCGCCUCCGACAGCGGGACGAGAAAUUUCAGAUUGUUGCUGUCUUCUGCGCUGGGUUUACUGAAGUAGGCAGAAGAUCUCCGGACUCGAUGGUUUGAGUUCAUUUCCUGUUUUCUGGUGUGUUUAUGUCAAUAUACGUGUGAAGUUUAAGGAUUCCCAAGUGGGGAGAAGUUGAUGAAACGAUGAUGGAGGCUUUGAUUUCUGCAGUUAAUUUAGAGAAAUAUCACGUUAAGACUUAAAUUGUUCAGAUAAGUCAGUCUUCUUUGCUUUUUUUCAAUCAAAGCCAAAUAACUUUAAUGAAUUCAUAAGACGCCGACCUCUUCCUGUGUUACUCUUACAGACUCAGGAUUUAAGGAGGAUAACAUUUGAAGGCGGCACAAACUAAUUAUUACUAGUUGAUCCUUUUGCUCCUGUUUAAACGUCUGUGGCUUCAGGAGUUAAAUUCAGCAAAUGCAGCAUUAUAUCCUGGUCAGGUUCCCAGACUGAAAACUUCUAUAGUCUAUGGAAGCCCUGUAGGGUCAUUUGUGUGUUUUUAGGGCUCUGACCAAAUUUAUCUUCUCAUUAUCAGCCAGUGGGGAAAAAAUUGUUUUGGUUGCAAUAUUUUUUAUUAAUUUUCUUUUUAGAAAAUAAAUUAUAAUUUAUUUUUAUAGCUAUUCUAAUUUUUAGAAUAUAUAUUUAUAGAAUAUUCUAUAAAUAUUCUAUAAAUAUACCAUUCUUAUUGUUGCUAAUAAAUGUAAAUUUCAAUUUGAAUGAAUCACAAAUGGGGAUAAUUAAUACUCGUAUUAUUAAUGAGUGGAAGCUUAUUCUUACCAUAAUUAAUACUAGUAAUAUUGGCAUUAAUGUAUUAUUACUAUUAUUGAGGAUAACUGAUCCUGUUUACAUAAUCAGUGAUAACUUUGUACAUUCUUACUGAUGGGAUAAAAUGCCGAUAAUAAUGAUAUAAUAAUACAUUCUGUAAAAGCAAAUAAAGAAUAUAAAAAUUAAUCAGCUAUUAAAAAAAGGAGAGAAAUUGUAUUAAAGUCAAACACAAAAGGAAAAAUGAAACUUGCCCAGACAUAAUUAUUAUUUGCUUUGUUUUCCCUUUUGACCAAAACUCACUUUUUUAUUUCAUUCAAAUUAAAAGAGAAUAUAAAAAUAUUUCCUUUCAUAAAUACUUUUCUUAUUUGCUCAUAACUCAUAAAGUUAGAUGGAAAAAAAAAUCAAUUAAAAUAAAAUAAAUUUAUCCCCCUUCAGGUCUUCCAUACAUUUGCCUUAUUUUCUCCUGAAUACAAACAGACUUUAUAUUUAUUUCUUUAUUUAUGUGUGUGACUAUCUGGAGGCCUUUUCUGCACCGUCAGCUGGUUUAAGUCGAGGUGUUAACUGGUAGAAGUCUGACCUGCUGCAUGUUCUUUCAGUUUCGUCCCGUCCAGUCGGUUUGUUUUAAAGUGUCGUAUUAACAAAUGUUUUUCGGACUCCUAGAAAAUGUGUUACAUGACGUGAUUAUGUCUUAUCUGUAUAUUGGUGGUGAAGUUGCCCAGAGUUUUAGUUUUUAUUUUCUGUUUAGUCUGCGAUGGCUGCCGCAGUGCCUCACGAACAGUGUUUUGGCCUUCACGUGACACUGAAUCAGGUUUUUAGAAGGCAGAAUAAAGACAUUAAAGCUGAUAAAACCGUG